UAUGCCUGUGGCCAUCAGUGUGUCUCCGGACACAUAACCAGCGUUUUUUCUGCCGUCAUGGCCUCGAUGGUCGCGCAGCUGUUUCCCGUCGCUGUGAUCACAGUUCUGGCAGCGCUGGUUUCAUCAGAGGAACAUGAGUGGCACUUUAACCCAGCUCAGUGUCGGUACGCCCUGGGGAUGGAGGACGGCACCAUUCCAGACUCUGACAUCACUGCCUCCAGCUCCUGGUCCGACUCCACCGAGGCCAAACACGGAAGGCUGAGCACUGGAGAGGGAGAUGGAGCGUGGUGUCCAGCAGGACCCGUCUUUCCCAGUGGAUCAGAGUACCUUCAGGUUGAUCUGCAUAAACUCCAUUUCCUGGCUCUGGUUGGAACCCAAGGUCGCCAUGCCGAAGGUCUCGGUCAAGAGUUUGCUCGCAGUUAUCGACUCCGUUACUCCAGAGAUGGAAAGAAAUGGAUCACCUGGAAGGAUCGCUGGGGCCAAGAGGUGGUGUCAGGUAAUGAGAACACCUAUGAUGUUGUGCUGAAAGACCUCGGCCCCCCCAUUGUGGCUCGUAUGGUCCGCUUCUACCCGCUGGCUGACCGGGUGAUGAGUGUUUGCCUCCGGGUGGAGCUCUACGGCUGUGUGUGGAAUGAUGGCUUGAAAGCGUACACAGCUCCAGUGGGUCACGUCAUGAACUUGCUGGGCAUGCAGGUCUAUCUAAACGACUCCACCUACGAUGGAACCAUAGAACAAGGGAUGCAGUUUGGAGGCCUGGGUCAGCUUUGUGAUGGCGUCCUGGGAGGAGAUGACUUUAUAGAAACGAAGGAGCUGAGGGUAUGGCCCGGGUACGACUACAUAGGUUGGAGUCGGGAAGCCCUCGGACAAGGCAGCGUUGAUAUCGAGUUCCAUUUUGAGAAACCAAGACUCUUCAACAACAUGCAGGUGCACAGUAACAACCGCCACACACAGGGUGUGCGAGUCUUCAGCAAAGUGGAGUGUCUCUUUAAGCCUGGCCUCCUGCAGCCCUGGUCCUCUCCUGUCCUCACCUUGCCCGUACCCUUGGAGGAUCUAAAGGACCCCUCUUCACGACCCAUCUCCCUCCCGCUGGCUGGUCGAUUGGCUCAAAUCCUCCGCUGCAAAUUCUACUUUGCAGACCGCUGGCUGCUCAUCAGCGAGAUAUUCUUCCUCUCUGAGCCGUUUGAAGAGGACUCCACAAACAUCGACUCAUUUCUUCACAAUCCUCCGAAGUUUCCUGACUCCACGUCCUUUCCUCCCGUAAAUGUCACCGCUUCUGUUUCCACAUCGAGCCGCAGCUCCUCCAGCACCACCUCCACACCUUCUGAAUCCCCUCCUGCCACCUUCAUGAUGGACACCACUGGUAACUGGACACUGACAGGACGAAAGUUUUCUGCCAUCACUCCGAGGGCGGGACUUCCUGUAGCCAAAGAUGACAGCAGUAACACGGCCAUUCUGAUUGGCUGCCUGGUGGGCAUCAUCCUGUUGCUGCUGGCUGUGAUCGCGGUCAUUCUUUGGAGGCAGUACUGGAAAAAGAUUCUGGGCAAGGCUCAAGGCAGCCUGUCCAGCGACGAGCUCCGGGUCCACCUGUCAGUCCCCUCGGACAACGUGGUCAUCAACAACACGCACAGCUAUUCCAGCCGCUACCAGCGCAUACACACUUUUCCAGACGACCGCGAACUGGACAGAGAGGUCGAGGGAGAGUAUCAGGAGCCGAGCGCUCUGCUCCGGCCUGUGGACCACAGGGACAGCACGGCCUUGCUGUUAAACAGUCCGGUCUAUCACCUGCUCCUCCCAGAUCACAGAAAAGGCUCCAGAGCCCUGGUCAUCCCGAGCUCCACUCAGGCUCAGGAAAAGAGCCUGAAUGUGCCUCAGGCUUGUGGUUUGGACUUGGACUUGGAGAAAGGUUUCCCCUCAUCACAAGAGGAGCCCCCUCCCUACCCCGGGUCUCCUCCUUAUCCGUCUUUGUCUCCUCCCGUCUCUCCCCCUCUGCCACCCAGCGUCCCCCACUAUGCAGAGGCAGACAUUGUGAGUCUGCAAGGUGUGAGCGGUAACAACACCUACGCAGUGCCGGCCUUGGCCUCCUCCAGUCCCGGGGCCGAUGCCGCUCCGCUGCCGGAGCUGCCGCGCCAGUGUCUCCUCUUUAAGGAGAAGCUGGGGGAGGGACAGUUUGGGGAGGUGCACCUGUGUGAAAUUGAAAACCCUCAAGACCUUCCAAACUUGGAGUUUCCCUUUAACGUGAGGAAAGGUCGCCCUCUGCUGGUGGCUGUGAAGAUACUGCGCCCAGACGCCUCGAAGAAUGCCAGGAACGACUUCCUGAAGGAGGUGAAGAUCUUGUCUCGCCUGAAGGACCCGAACAUCAUCCGGCUGCUGGGAGUGUGUGUGAGCAGCGACCCCCUCUGCAUGGUCACAGAGUACAUGGAGUGUGGAGACUUGAACCAGUACCUGUCCAAACGAGUCCUGCUGGACAAAACCGGGCCUUCACACAACACCCCGACCAUCAGUUACCCCGCCCUCAUCUCCAUGGCGAGCCAGAUUGCGUCGGGAAUGAAGUUCCUGUCGUCGCUCAACUUCGUGCAUCGAGAUCUGGCCACUCGUAACUGUCUGGUUGGGGGUGAGAGGGGUGAGAACGGAGAGGACCAAGGUGGCGAGCGUCACAUAAAGAUAGCGGACUUCGGCAUGAGCAGGAACUUGUACGCUGGAGACUACUACAGGAUCCAGGGCAGAGCCGUGCUGCCCAUACGGUGGAUGGCCUGGGAGUGUAUACUCAUGGGUAAGUUCACCACAGCCAGCGAUGUGUGGGCGUUUGGGGUCACUCUGUGGGAGAUGUUGAGCGUUUGUCAGGAGCAGCCGUACUCCAACCUCACAGAUGAACAAGUCAUCGACAACGCCGGCGAGUUCUUCAGAGACCAGGGCAAACAGGUGUACCUGAGCCGGCCGGCGGUGUGUCCUCAGGGUCUCUACGAGCUCAUGCUGAGCUGCUGGAACAGAGACUGCAAGCUUCGCCCAUCGUUCGCCUACAUGCACUCCUUUCUUACCGAGGACGCCAUGAACAUGGUUUAAAGAUGGAGACAAAGAAACGAGGAGGAGGAGGACACCUUGUUUGCUUGUCCUCCCCUACUGAACAGUGGGAUGGUGUGGUGGAGGGUCUCACAGGGAGACUGGGAUGCUCAUUUUUAUAUUUUGUACUUCUUUUUUUUUUUGGUGGAUGGGGAGCUGAGACACCGCUGGUUCGGUUUUACUUCCACCUCAGACCCCAAAGACUUUUGGUAGAUGAAAGUCUGAGUUAGCAUUUAUUAUAGCUGGUGGUGGGUUUUCUCUUGUUUCAGAAACUUUACAAUCAAAUCAUCAUCUUCAAUGUGACGUGCAGGCGACUGGCUGCAAAUAAAACCAAACUUUGAGCACCUGUUGAGAGGUGGAACAGCACACAGGGACUAUUAUUUAUGGUUUGCAGCAUGCACUGUAAUUCAAUAAGAUCAGACCCACCAUCAGACCCGUGGGACUCUUCCUCAUCGUAUCUUACCCCAAAUUCCUGCUUAAUGAUCCACAUCCACUAAUUUUUUUGGGGACUGGAACAAACAGAAGCCCUUUGUCUACAAUGUGAUUAGAUAAAGUUUGCCAUCGGCCAGAGACUCCCAUCUUAAUCAGAAACAUUCAAAGAAAAACCUGCAUACCUGCUGCCAAACGGACUUCUAAAACUUAAGGAGAAAGGCACAGAAGACAUGAGCCUGCAGCUUCUGCUGCUCAAAAGAUGUCACUCUAAAUAUAUAUAAAUAUAUAUAUAUGUAUUUUCCCCACUAAGGAGAGAGAAUGUGAGCAGCCAGCAGUGGAUGCGACUUCUUUAUAUAUUUAAUUCCUUUAUCUGACCAUGACUCUGACAGAACGGAUGGAUUUAAAAUUCCACAACCAGCUGCACUUUACCCAACAUGCAUUUCCUUUCCUGUGAUCCAACUCUUCUCCAUCGUGGGCCUGAACGAUGAUUCCUGACGUGACUUGUGAUUUACCUACAUGCGAGGAUUUUCAGUUUUUUUUUUUUUUUUUUAUUGAUAUUUUGCCAAGAAAUAUCACAGAUGCACAGGUCAAAAUCUCCAAACCUUCUCUAAA
Messenger RNA from Nematolebias whitei (Rio pearlfish), 4101 nucleotides. RefSeq names its product discoidin domain receptor tyrosine kinase 1 (gene ddr1). The record is from RefSeq and is a predicted model, not a curated record. Gene Ontology annotation, molecular function: collagen binding; protein tyrosine kinase collagen receptor activity; ATP binding. Gene Ontology annotation, cellular component: signaling receptor complex; membrane. The transcript is spliced from 19 exons. The coding region runs from base 58 to 3060 and encodes 1000 amino acids. Lineage: Eukaryota; Metazoa; Chordata; Actinopteri; Cyprinodontiformes; Rivulidae. Gene Ontology annotation, biological process: positive regulation of kinase activity; cell surface receptor protein tyrosine kinase signaling pathway; protein phosphorylation.